This is a messenger RNA of Exophiala dermatitidis NIH/UT8656, 1659 nucleotides long. RefSeq lists its product as uncharacterized. NCBI's taxonomy places the organism in Eukaryota, Fungi, Ascomycota, Eurotiomycetes, Chaetothyriales, Herpotrichiellaceae. The record is from RefSeq and is a predicted model, not a curated record. The coding region runs from base 1 to 1659 and encodes 552 amino acids. The transcript has a single exon.
AUGCCGGCCCUUACCUCGAAUCGCGCCUUGCUGGUCGUUCUCUUGGUAGGACUAGGCACGGCGAUCUACACAAUUCCCCGUCUUCUGCGUCGAGUGAAAGAUGAAGCGAAAGCACCACAGCCGGAGCCUCCACCGGCGCCUAAACGGCUACAAAAGGACUCUGAGAAUUCCCUCAAGAUUGAAACGCUGCGCACUCUAGCCGACGGCUACAGCCAUGAAUUGCGGACGUCGGCGAUCAAAAUCGUCGCCAGCCGGACCGCCAGGUCGAGCACCAAGUCGCUACUCCUGCGCGAUCUGGCCAGCAAAGACUACGGUCGGCGCGACAAUGCCAUCAAUGGCUUAUGGAUGCUUCUUUACCACCCAUCACUCAACGGAAACAACAACGGCGGUGGGAAAGUGAUGACCGAAUUCCACGAUGCCGAAACCGCCACGGCUACGGUGCGUGCUUUGAUUAAUGUUUUACCUCUCCACAACAUCAACGACCACCAACCUGAGGCAGAAGCAGAACCUUCUGCUGUUCCGAAUCAGCGGAAGAAGCAUCUAGUCGUACCUCCAUCGCCGGUCCGUCCAGCACAUCGGCCAGCACACGAAGUGUCGCUGCUCAUCAUUCUCAACAACAUCUUGUCCUACUCGGCACGCCGAAGGGCACGGCCCAUAUCAGGCAACGAAGCCAUGGAAGCCGCAUUGGAUGCCGGGCUGGUGACUCGGUGGUUGGCAAACUACCCUUUUCCAUGUGCAUUGGCCGAAAAGGAAAACUUGGGCUUCAAUUUCAAAAAGUCCGAUGUCGCUCGUCUAUUUGACCGCAUGGCCUGGUUGACCGACGACCUGCUGAUGGCCGACAUUGUUCUGGAGGUCAUGCAGUGUCCGCGCGGCCGCAAGGAAAUGCGCGCCGUCGGCCUGUCUACAAGCAGAUAUCGCGAGAAUGAUCUAGGUCGCCGCGGCGGUUCCUACCGUUCUGCUUCUAAUUGGGAUCUCCCGGGCUGGGUGACGGCCGCUCAGCAGGAUGAAGAGCAGAAUAACAGGACGGGUGAUGAUGAUGUGCGCAUGGUUGGUGGUGAGGAUACCGCGGGCGUGAUCGUAGAAGGUAAUGAAGGUGGACCGCAAUACGAGCCGAUGUCACAAGAAGGAGACGGUGGCGGGGGCGGAUUGCGACCUAGAUCUAUGGAACGCAGCCAGGAAGAAGAGCAUCUACGACGUCGACAUCGCGAAGCCAUCGUCGUCGCGGACCCGGGCGCUCCUUUGCGCAGAGAAAACAUCCUCCAGCGCGCAAACAGUCAGCAGAUUCUCCAGCCUAUGAACGGCACCAGUGAGGUCGAGGGUGUCUUGAAUGGCCUCCUGGGGCUUUCGGGUGAGAGUGGUAAUCAUCAUGUUCAGGAACAUCAAGACCAGCAUGCCUCGCAUGUUUCCGGUGUGCCGGAGCGUCAAAGACAAGACGACAGCCGCAGCCGCGUUGCCUCCGAACUCGAUCGGGUCUUGGAUGUCCAGGAUAUCGAGCAUAUGCUCGACCAGUCGUUGAGCAGCGGCGGCCCCAGUGAUAGUAUGCGAGACGUUAUCCACCUUCUGCAGUCGGAUGAGCCCGUCAUCCUCGUCCCUACGGCUUCUUCCCGAAGGCCCCAUGGCGGUGCCAGUUCUGAUUCAGACUCGGAAAACUCCUCGUGA